AUGGCCAGGGACAGGGAACGGGGAGACAGCAGCAUCUCGCCGUCUGCCGGCCAAUCAAAACGGCCUGCAAACCAGCAUGACAGCGAUUCAUUGGACAGCGACCAGACACAUCACAGUCAACAGCAUCAUCAGCAGCAGCAGCGGUCGCAUCACAAACCACAGAGACACCAUGUCGGAGGUGGAGGCGCCCGCUUACAUGCAAGAGUCCCGUCAUCCAAAGGGCUCUCCAAGCACAACACCUCCGCAUCAUCCACAAAACUCAACCGCCGAGUCACCUCUCCCUCACCAGAGCGACCAACGAUCCACCGCCGAAAUCACUCGUCCGAGGUCAAACUAUCCCGCGACCCCUCUACCACAAGUCUCAAGAAGAACCACUCCCAGACGAGCUUGAAGCGCAACCGCUCCCAAGUCGAGGUCGCCAAACGUACCAAGCCCUCGGGCCAACUGAAGCGCUCCUCCUCGGAGAAGGCUGUCAACAAGUUCAAGUCUUCAAAGUCGGCGGUACAUUUCGACCUCGGCAACGACGGCCAAGAAGACGAGUGGAUUGAUGCUAGCAGUUCCGCGUCCCCCUACCUGUCGAGACGCGGAUCCAUCAAUACCAGUGGGCAGUCUUCGGGGAAUGCACAAGGGAGCGCCGCCGGGAGUCCAUCAGGAGGCGUCAACGGCGACGAGGAACCCACCCCUCUGGCGGAGCCGCAGAAGCUCCUCUUUGCCGGGGACAAGGAACACAGUCGGACCUUGACCUCAAGACUGCUUCAGCGGACACCAUCGCAUAGCGCAACCACCGGCAUGUCCAACACAAUGGCAAUGGCCCGGGCAAGAUCACCCGAUAGUCGGCAUUCUGCCAGUACGCUGUCCGUGACGCCGGCACAGCCCCAGGGCGUUGUCGGCAGCAAUGGUCAGGAGGAGGUCACGUCACGCUUCGUCUCACAGACCGCGGCUAGCUCGUUCUCAGGCUCGGGUCCCAGGAGGCCCAGGUCCAUAGGCAACUUCCCCUCGUCAACCAACAAUGGACUGUCCGGCACCACCGAAGUGCGCGAUGAUGACGAUGACUUGACAGACGAAGAGGACACGGGUGUGACAAGCAGUGCAAUAGCAACCACGGCUCGGUCCAGGGAGGUGGGCACAGUGGCAGCAGCACCAUCUGAGAAGAGCCGCACACAGCAGAAGAUAAACCUCCAGCGGGCCAGCUCGGUCAUGGAGCCGGUUCGUCACCGGCACUCCGGGAUUGGCGGCUUCGCGGCUGAGGUGGCCGAGGUGGCGGGUCCCUUGCUGGGUGGCGCAGGGUACGAGUCGCAGGAUCCGAGGGUAAACAGGCUUCUUGAGCGCACUGGGGUGGAGUACAACAUAGUACGUCGCUACCAGAACCCCGUCGCCCGCAGCCUAGCACGGCUGGCACAGCUCCCUGGCAAUGACAGUGCGAGGAGGAUACCACGGCCAGGAACGUCCGGCGGUGCUGGUAAUCGUAGCUCUGUGAACUUGACUGGUGGCGGGCAGUUCGGUCUGAGCCAGAGCUUCAGAGACGUCCGGGAUGGCGCCAAUGGGGCGCGCAGACCGGCGACUCCUAGGCGGGCCAAUACCUCGGUCAGACAUAGCGGCACCGGCUCUAGCUUGGACACGGAUGAUGGUGGCGCCAGCAGACUACACGAAGGGCAAGGCCUCAGUGGGGCCAGCCUUGUCAACGGCGACGACGACGACGGGAUCCAGGCGAUACUGCGGAGUAUGUGGGACAAGAGCACUUUAGACUUGGCCGCAAGCCAGUAG
Diaporthe citri is the source of this 1764-nucleotide messenger RNA. RefSeq lists its product as uncharacterized. The record is from RefSeq and is a predicted model, not a curated record. The coding region runs from base 1 to 1764 and encodes 587 amino acids. The transcript has a single exon. Gene Ontology annotation, cellular component: TORC1 complex; fungal-type vacuole membrane. Lineage: Eukaryota; Fungi; Ascomycota; Sordariomycetes; Diaporthales; Diaporthaceae.